This is a messenger RNA of Talaromyces rugulosus, 1683 nucleotides long. RefSeq lists its product as uncharacterized. NCBI's taxonomy places the organism in Eukaryota, Fungi, Ascomycota, Eurotiomycetes, Eurotiales, Trichocomaceae. The record is from RefSeq and is a predicted model, not a curated record. Gene Ontology annotation, cellular component: plasma membrane. Gene Ontology annotation, biological process: copper ion import; iron ion transport; intracellular iron ion homeostasis. The transcript is spliced from 6 exons. Gene Ontology annotation, molecular function: ferric-chelate reductase activity. Bases 1 to 1683 code for a protein of 560 amino acids.
AUGGGCUUCGAGAGCCCUGCUGCCAUCGCCAGCAGCGUUUUUAAACGCGCAGGUCCAGAGGAAACUCCUGAGAGCCAAGUCACUCAGCAUGCCUUUGCCGGCGUUUUCUCGGGACUCGUCGGUCUGUUCAUAAUAUUUCACUGGAUAAGGGUUCUCUACAUUAAGCGUAGGAGGACCAAGGUCGGUGGCUCAUUUGAAGGCUCCGUCGCGAAGACACUUAGACAAACACAUGAGGUUGUGACCUCGAAACUCAUCCUCGGCAGAUUCAAUGGAGGUCGUACGCUUUUGUACUUCACAUACUGGGCUGUCAACCUCAUCUGCUACCUUACCAAUGUCGAACUAAACAGCCUCUUUUCCGUUGUAUUGCGUCUAGGAUGGAUGGCUGUUCUCAACUUGUGCAUCGUCAUUUUCCUCAGUCUCAAACAUACUCCACUUGCACUCCUGUCAGUCAGCAAUUACGAUAAGCUGAUGCCGCUACACAAAGUCGCCGGGUACACUACUAUAAUUGCAGCCUGGGCCCACGGAAUUGUCUUUAUUAAAAUCAAAUCUGAUGAAGGAGAGCUCCAUGCAGUCGUCACCGAGGAUAUCCUGACCUAUGGCUUGUCCGGUCUCAUCGUUUUUGCGGUCAUUGGUCUCACCACUCUCCCUUGGUUCAUGAAACGAGGCUACGAAUUAUUCCAUGUUAUCCACGCCCUUCUCACUGUUGCAAUCCUCAUCAUAAUUGGCCUUCAUCGCCCCCAGUUUGAUGGCAAAGUCCUGAUAGCCAUCGUCAUGGCCGCUGCGGUCACAUUACUUGACCGUUCCCUCCGCUUCUCGCGGCUGGUCUACUUCUCCUUUGGAAACUACGCGACGCUGAGAGCACUGCCCAACGGUGCAACUCGCGUGCGCCUCCACCGCUCCAUCAACGCUGCACAGAGCUCGCACGCCUAUCUCUGGAUUCCUUCUGUGCGACUAUUCCAAACGCACCCAUUCACCCUCGUCUCCACCAGCCCCGUUGAAUUCGUGGUUCGUGCCCACGACGGUUUCACCGAAGCCCUACACAAAAAGGCCCAAGCCGUCGGCCCCGAAACCAAACUGCGCGCCUCCAUCAACGGUCCGUACGGUGCCCCGACAGAGAGCUUUUCCGACUACGACAACGUCUUCCUAGUCUCCGGUGGCAGUGGCGGCAGUUUCACGUUCCCAUUGGCACUGGACCUUAUCCGUCGCCAGCUCGCUGAGAAGACCCGCAUCACUUUCCUCUGGGCCACCAGGACCAAGGAGUCUAUCAACUGGUACCGACCAGAAAUCGAGGAGAUUCUCGCAUCCGGCUUCGUCGACCUCAAGGUUUACGUGACCAACUCGCAGGCGAAGAAUGGGUCUAGCUCGUUCUCGACAAAAACGGCCGCCUCGGAGCAUGUAAAUACUAAAACUUCGAAUGGGGACAAUGAGGCCAUCGAGCUUACCACCCCGGAGCCCUUUGACCAAGGUGGCAAGUACGCCGGUCUCAAUAUCGAAUUUGGUCGGCCAGACGUGGAUUCGUUGCUGAGCGAAUUCGUGGCCACCGCUGCUUCGAACCAGAGAGUCAUUGUCGGAGCGUGCGGUCCCAGUACGUUGAUGAGCGACGUGAAGAAGCAUGCAUCGCGCAAUGCCGGAAGGGGAGACGGAGCAUCUGUCACAUAUUAUAACGAGGAAUUCGGAUGGUAA